AGAGUUAAAACAGCCAGGUCCACUUAAUGAGCCCAGUUGGGACGGGAACAUUGAAUACGUUAAGGUACCCAGGUAGUUCCAAGUUACCUCAUACAAACAUCAAAUAACUACCAUAACCAUAGCUUUUAUAAGUUGUAACCAACAAAUCAUAUCAACCCCUUUCCUUCUACUCGAACUUGCUCAUCAAUGGAAUAGCCCGGAAAGUCUAGGUUUAUACGAAAUAUCCAGUAACAAGCAAGCAAAUAAACGCCCCUUACUCCGUAAGUGUGUGCCUCACAAUGGCACCUCGCAUCGAGGCUCAGGAGAUCGAAACAUAUUGGAACAUAUUCACAACGCGGACCAAUGGCGGCAAAUAUCUGACGGGCGAGCAAGCGGCGCCGCUGCUGAAGAACAGCGGACUGCGGGACGACCAGCUCGAGCGCGUGUGGGACGUGGCGGAUGUGGACAACGACGGCAAUCUCGACUUCGAGGAGUUCUGCGUGGCCAUGCGCAUCAUCUUCGAUAUAGUGAAUGGUGAAUACGCCGAAGUACCCACGACGCUACCGGACUGGCUCGUCCCCGAAUCGAAAGCCCACCUCGUCCAGGCUACCCGCGCUCUCACGGGCAAGCAGGUGCAGUUCGAGCGCGUCGACGACGACUCCGAUACGCCGGGGCUUAAGGAUGGGUUCGACUGGUACAUGAACCCGCAGGACAAGGCCAAGUACGAGUCGAUAUAUCAGGAGGCUAGGGACAUGCGAGGAGAGAUAUCCUUCAACGCCCUCGAAGAUCUCUACGAAUCCCUCGACGUGCCGGACACCGACAUCCGGUCGGCGUGGAACCUGAUCAACCCGUCGGCCUCGUCGACCGUCAACAAGGACGCGUGCCUCGCGUUCCUGCACAUCCUCAACAACCGGCACGAGGGGUACCGGAUCCCGCGAACGGUGCCCGCGUCCCUCCGCGCGUCCUUCGAGCGCAACCAGAUCGACUACCAGGUCGACAGCGCGCGCAACAACCCCCCCAACCCGGCCGCCUCCCGCUGGGCCGCCCGCGCCGACGACUCCACGUCCACGGGCCGCAAGGCCAAGUUCGGCGACCAGUACCUCACGCGCCUCGGCCGCAGCGGCUUCAAGACGGCCGGCACGGACUUCAGCUCGGCGCAGAGCGACGAACAGUGGGAGGAGGUGCGGCUCAAGAAGCAGCUGCAGGAGAUCGAGGAGCGGAUCGCCAAGGUCGAAGCCGACGCCGAAGCCCGCCGGGCGGGGAACGCCGGCGGCAAGAGGGACUCCAAGCCGGCCCUCGUGAAGCGGGAGCUCGAGCAGCUGCUCGACUACAAGCGGCGCGAGCUGAGGGAGAUCGAGGAAGGGAAAGGCAAGGCGAAGACGGGGAGCAGCUUGCGCGUCGUGGAGGACGACUUGCAGACUGUCAGGGCGCAGAUCGAGGGCCUCGAGGCGCAUCUCGCGAGUCGCGUGCAGGUUCUGGAGCAGUUGAGGAGGGAGAUUGAGGAUGAGAAGGCGGGGAGGUAGGGUGACAUGCGGUAACGUGACGUGAGUGAGCAAAAAUCGUCGCUAUCUACUAGUACCUGAUACCUUAGGUAGGUAGGUAGGUACCUAACCUAGAGCCUGGUCUACCCUGACCUACCCUAAUCUACCUGUGGACGGAUAGGUGGAGGAAAGAUAUGUGUUCGGUGAGAAAGAGUAGGAAGAACGGGAAGAGGGAGGGAGGAGAAGGAGGAUGAUAAGAAGGACGAGAAGAAAGAAUUUUACUACUCUCUCUCUCUCUCUGGUCCGAGACGAGAACUCGCUGAGAAACAGCGGAUGAAACCCCCCUCCCCUUAUAUGCGAGGCGAGGCGGUUAUAGCGAAUUAUACUACCUAGUCUGUAAUUCAACAAAUGUACUGUACGAAAAGAAGUCCCGUAUUUCCGGUUCUAUUGCGAGUGGGUAAACUCGAGUUAGGUUAGCUUAUAAUAAAUAAAUAAACAAAACAAAACAAUUACAAUCACCAUAAC
This is a messenger RNA of Daldinia caldariorum, 1985 nucleotides long. RefSeq names its product actin cytoskeleton-regulatory complex protein END3. Gene Ontology annotation, biological process: actin filament organization; endosomal transport; endocytosis. Gene Ontology annotation, molecular function: protein binding; calcium ion binding. The record is from RefSeq and is a predicted model, not a curated record. NCBI's taxonomy places the organism in Eukaryota, Fungi, Ascomycota, Sordariomycetes, Xylariales, Hypoxylaceae. Gene Ontology annotation, cellular component: actin cortical patch; plasma membrane; cytoplasm. Bases 279 to 1502 code for a protein of 407 amino acids. The transcript has 3 exons.